Messenger RNA from Entelurus aequoreus (snake pipefish), 927 nucleotides. RefSeq names its product early growth response protein 3-like. Gene Ontology annotation, biological process: regulation of transcription by RNA polymerase II. The annotation marks the transcript as partial. The transcript has a single exon. Gene Ontology annotation, molecular function: DNA-binding transcription factor activity, RNA polymerase II-specific; RNA polymerase II cis-regulatory region sequence-specific DNA binding. The record is from RefSeq and is a predicted model, not a curated record. NCBI's taxonomy places the organism in Eukaryota, Metazoa, Chordata, Actinopteri, Syngnathiformes, Syngnathidae.
AACCUCUUCCACCACCAAGGGGAGGUCAGCGUGAUGGAGCACAAGCCCUUUCAGACUAUGGACCCCAUCCGAGUCAACCCUCCGCCCAUCACCCCUCUGGAGACCAUCCGAGCAUUCAAAGACAAGCAGCAGAUCCACCCGGGUUUCAUGGGCGGGCAGCAGCACCCUCCCACUCACCACCCGCCGCCCCAGACUCUGACGCUCAAACCCAUCCGACCCCGGAAGUACCCCAACCGCCCCAGCAAAACCCCCGUCCACGAACGUCCGCACGCCUGCCCGGCGGAGAACUGCGACCGGCGCUUCUCGCGCUCGGACGAGCUGACGCGGCACCUGCGCAUCCACACGGGCCACAAGCCCUUCCAGUGCCGGAUAUGCAUGCGCUCCUUCAGCCGCAGCGACCACCUGACCACGCACAUCCGCACGCACACCGGCGAGAAGCCCUUCUCCUGCGAGUUCUGCGGCCGCAAGUUCGCCCGCAGCGACGAGCGAAAGAGACACGCCAAGGUCCACCUCAAGCAGAAGGACAAGAAGCCCUCGGACAAAGGCGUGAUCGGGAGCCACAGCUCGCCCAGCAACUCGUGUGGGGGCCCCACCAUGGGACCCUCGUGACCCCCACUACCUGCACUUAGACCGGCCCCUGAGACUCAGCACGACGGGGCCGCGUCCAUGGAAAGACAUCAGUUCCUCCCUUUCCUUUCAGUCCCAGGAAUGAAGAGAAAAUCUUAGUACAUUCCGGCUAAAAAGGCCCCCGGUUGUCUCAGCUGGCUUUGCAGAGGUUCAACUUUUGUACAUUUCUUACCUGAGAGGAAGCCAUAAUCUCUGAGGGGUGAGUGACUUGUCUGGGAUACUUUCAAAGUGCAAUUGUUGUGUUUGUCAUGGACACCUUACAGUGGCGCUUGUCUUUCAUUUCUCUUUCUUUUUGCAAAG